Messenger RNA from Periconia digitata, 2713 nucleotides. NCBI's taxonomy places the organism in Eukaryota, Fungi, Ascomycota, Dothideomycetes, Pleosporales, Periconiaceae. The record is from the annotation of a GenBank genome assembly.
AUGGGAGGCGGAAAAUAUCCGGACGCAGCGGACCCCCGCGCCAACCCCUGCCUGGCCUGGCUGGCUGGCUGGCCUGCUUGUCUGCUGUUGUUUGGUGGUUGCCCGCCCCUCUCUCGCUCGCAAAUACAUAGCAACCACCAACAAGUACAUGUACCCUCGAGACAUAUUCCUCUAUCCAUACCGCCUCUUCCAACCGCCCGCAGCCAACCCCCCUCAGAUUCUCUACAGCCUGAUGCUCAUUGCCUCGCCAUGGCUCCGCUUGACGAGCAAUGGGUCAAGGUCCAGCAGAAGACCUUCACCAAAUGGCUUAACAGUAAACUCAAAGCCGUCAAUGUCGAAGUCAAGGACUUGAUAACCGAUCUAUCGGAUGGUAUCGCACUCAUCCAUUUGCUCGAAACCCUCAGUAAUGAAUCUCUUGGCCGCUAUGCCUCACGUCCCAAGCUCCGCGUUCAAAAAUUCGAAAAUGUAAACAAAUCGCUCGACUUCAUCAAAGGGAGAGGCAUCCAGAUGCAUAAUAUCGGCGCCGAGGACAUUGUGGAUGGGAAUAGGAAGAUCAUCUUGGGCUUAAUUUGGAUAUUGAUUCUGCGCUUCACCAUCAGCGACAUCAACGAGGAGGGUCUGAGUGCAAAGGAAGGUUUGCUGCUGUGGUGCCAGCGCAAAACCGCCUGUUAUGACGAAGUGGAAGUGCGCGAUUUCUCUUCAAGUUGGAACGAUGGCUUGGCUUUCUGUGCCCUUCUCGACAUCCACCGCCCCGACCUAAUUGAUUACGAUAGUCUCGACAAAAGCGACCACCGCGGCAACAUGCAACUCGCUUUCGAUAUCGCUUCCAAGGAGAUCGGCAUACCUGACCUUCUAGAUGUAGAAGACGUGUGCGACGUGGCAAGGCCAGACGAGAAGUCUCUCAUGACGUACAUUGCCUACUGGUUCCACGCUUUCUCUCAGAUGGAGCGUGUAGAGAAUGCUGGUCGUCGUGUAGAGAAGUUCGUGCAGAACAUGCAAGGAGCCUGGGAAAUGCAGAACAACUUCGAAAAGCGGAUGCGUCAACUGCUGGAUCAGAUUGCGACACAACGGAAGCAGUGGGAGGAAGCCACAUUUGAUGGAUCGUACACGGAUGCCAAAGACCAGUCGGCCAAGUUCACAGAGUACAAACGCAAAUACAAGAGAGCAUGGGUAGCAGAGCGAUCGGAUCUCGUUGGUCUGCUUGGAAAUAUCAAGACAAAGCUUUCUACGUACCGGCUGCGGCCGUACGAUCCUCCCGCUGAGCUGAGCUUGGAAGCGCUGGACACGGCAUGGGCGGGCCUAAUGAAGGCAGAGCGCGACAGGUCACAAAUCAUUAACGAAACUAUACGAGACAUCAAAAAUGCUCUUCGCAAAUCCUUCGCAGACAAGGCCAACGAUUUUGCUCUCGCUUUGAACACUCUAUCAACCUCUUUAUCAGGCCUCGAAGGCGAAGUGGAAGACCAAUUGGACCAUACUAAGAAAAUCAGCGACAACCUCGCGCCACUUGACCAGUACCUAGACAUCAUUGCUUCGCUCGAUGAUCAAUGUGCGGAAGCUAACAUCGAGGAAAACGACUUCACAACCUACACAUAUGACGAGCUAGAAUACGAACUCGGCCUGGUGCGGUCAUCAGUGUCCAAAAAGCUCGCUUUUCUCGAAAACCAAAUGGUAGCACGCAGCAUGACCAAUCUCACGCCCAUCCAACUGGAAGAAUUCGAAUCCGUAUUCCGACACUUCGACCGCGAUGUAUCCAACUCCCUUCAGGAACUAGAGUUCUCCGCUGCCCUUGCCAGUCUUGGUCUCGUUUACGAUGAAGACGAAAUGCACGACAAGUUCCGCGAAACAAGCGGCGGCCGCGAUUACGUUACCUUUGAGCAGUUCAUCCGCUUCAUGGUGGACGAGACGGAGGAUCAGAACACCGCCGAGCAAGUUUUUGAAUCGUUCAAAGAAGUCGCCGAUGGAAAGCCCUACGUCACUGAACUCGAUCUCCGCCACUCACUCGUCCCAGACGAAAUCAUUGACGACCUCAUCGCCAGCAUGCCAGAGCACAAAGGCCCCGACAUGCAAGAAGAUCGCGACCUCCCCAAAUUUGACUACAUCACCUACAUGCAACGCUACAUGGGCGGUAACGCCUCCGCUGCUGCCGCCGCUGGCGACGAUAGCAAUGGUCUUACGAAUGGACAAUGAUUUUGAAAGAUACCUCCCGUCUUUUUGCAUUUCCAAAGUCGCCUUGUCGUUUGCUGAAUCAUGGUUGUUGAGCGUUCCUCUUCUCUUUGCGCUUCUUGUUGCAUAGCAGAUGACCAGCGUUUCUAUUUCGUAUUCCAUUAAUGUCUUUGUUGGGAUGCUUCGGAAUAGAGAAGGGUGUUCUUGUUCCUGUUUCUUUUUGCUUCCCAGCUUUUUGCAUAAUUGUGGGCUACACCCUCCAUACAUUCAUCUUGGCGUUUUCCGGCUUAUCUUUCUUGGUUUCUGCUUUCACCUCCCGCUCCUUCCACAAGAAACCCCUUGGUCCACAACAUUGGAGAUUAUCCUCUUCAUGCAUUCGCCCGCUAUCUACUUUUCCUUGUUCUAGCGCCUACAUCUUUUCUUCCUUUCUGUGUGCGGAGAUCACUCUGCUGCUGUUGCUGCUGUGGUCAUCGAGUCUCUCAGUCCCCUUCGCAUCGUCUGCGUUAGAGAAUGUUGGUACUUUCUCGUCUCCAUCUCAAGUGCAAGGCGC